This is a messenger RNA of Eremothecium sinecaudum, 2541 nucleotides long. RefSeq names its product HBR150Cp. NCBI's taxonomy places the organism in Eukaryota, Fungi, Ascomycota, Saccharomycetes, Saccharomycetales, Saccharomycetaceae. Gene Ontology annotation, molecular function: tau-protein kinase activity; protein serine/threonine kinase activity; ATP binding. Bases 1 to 2541 code for a protein of 846 amino acids. The transcript has a single exon. Gene Ontology annotation, biological process: protein phosphorylation; intracellular signal transduction; microtubule cytoskeleton organization. The record is from RefSeq and is a predicted model, not a curated record. Gene Ontology annotation, cellular component: cytoplasm.
AUGAAUUCGAGUUCACCUUGGCAAGGCUAUGUAGGUAGUCCACCGAUGCCUGGAUCUGGUAAUGGGAUAGUGGGAGCGAGUUCAAGAGCCUCACUGCAAUCUCAGUCACGUGAUAACGGUGGGAAGAUGAAGCAUAUUACGUUUGGGUCGUAUAUUAUUGGUCCAACGUUGGGAGAGGGUGAGUUUGGGAAGGUUAAGCUAGGUUGGUCAAAGGCCAAGUCCAAGAAAGGGUCUCGUAAUGUUGCCAUUAAACUUGUGAGACGGGAUUCUAUUCCAAAGAACUCUGAGAAAGAGGUCAAGAUCUUCCGUGAAAUUAAUGCACUAAAGUCCUUACGACACCCUAGUAUUGUUAGGCUAGAAGAGGUGCUUCAGAAUUCAAAGUACAUAGGUAUUGUGCUACAGUAUGCUUCUGGAGGUGAGUUUUACAAAUACAUUCAAAAAAAAAGACGAUUGAAGGACGCACAGGCUUGUAGAUUAUUUGCCCAGUUGAUUAGCGGCGUCCAUUACUUACAUCAUCGGGGCCUUGCUCAUAGGGACUUAAAGUUGGAGAACUUGCUAUUGGAUGAACACGAAAAUUUACUGAUUACCGAUUUUGGAUUUGUCAACCAAUUUCGCAGGAAUGAUAUGAUGAAAACUUCUUGCGGGUCACCGUGUUAUGCUGCACCAGAGUUAGUUGUUACUACAAAACCAUAUGAGGCUCGUAAAGCAGAUGUAUGGUCAUGUGGUGUUAUAUUGUACGCAAUGCUAGCGGGAUACUUGCCAUGGGAUGAUGAUCCAGAAAACCCAGAAGGUGAUGAUAUCGCAAGGUUAUAUCAUUAUAUCACAAAGACAAAUUUAAAGUUCCCCGAGUACAUUACUCCACUUCCACGAGAUUUGCUUCGGAGAAUCCUUGUGCCAAAUCCUGAAUUGCGAUUAACUAUAGAACAAAUAGAGAAACACUUAUGGUUGCAACCGCACGCACACUUUUUCUCAUGGUCACCAGAAGGGUGGGUAGCGAAGACAAAAACUGAGUCCGAAAACAGCUACAGAGUUCCACCAUCAAAAAAUCUUACACCCAAGUCAUCUUGCUCUGCGUCAUCAACGAACUCCAAGGGAGAUAAGCGCAAUUCUUUAGUAAUAGACUCAACGUUGUAUCCACAACCGGCGCCUCCACAGGAAUGCCCAUCACACGCAUUUACUAAGCCUACAUCACCAACAGGUGAACUUGGAAAAGUCUCUCCGGUCCGUAUACAUGCAAGAUGUAACUCUGCCGCAUCAAUAGCUUUACAGGCCGUUGUUGACGCAGAGAAAGACUUCUUCCGCCAUUCUCAAUCUACUCAUUCGUUACACAGCGAUUCAUCUGCACAACAAACGCCCCCAAUUUCGGCUGGCCGGAACCCGCCUUACGGAAUUCCCAAAUCUGUUACUCAUAGCAAUGCUAUUUCUACUUCGCUAAUGAAUGAGGAUAGCAUCAUUAUCGAAGUAAGCCCACAAAAGAGUUGCAUCCACACUAUUGUGAUAGCUAACAAUAAGGAGGUUGCAAAACAACCGUCUAGUAACAAAGCGGGCCCUCUUCACCCUAGUGAACAAUCCACUCUGAUUAUCAAAAAAGAUAAAACAUCACAGCAUAGCAAUUCCUUGCCUCAGUCAAAUAGGAAGCCACGACCAACAUCAUACCAACCAGUUGGUUCAAGCUACUUAGUAACUUCCGAUUACACAUUCGGUAAGCCUAUGAGGUCACCCUUUGCUCGUAAGCGUACCGAACAUAACCAGGUAGAUCAGAUAAUGGCUGAUCCUAUACAGAAGUUAACCUCUGCAGUUACUUCAGAUAGAACUGCUUCAGAUAAUGGUAGCAAAAAAUUGAGGAUACCGGAUGAGAAUUGCAUUCCAGAAGUUGAUAUAUAUGACAUCCCAGUUAAACAAGAUCUUUCAGCUGAAGUUACUCCAGGGGAAAAUAUCGGUAUGUUCAGGAACGUUGAUACAAAAUACUUUAAACGGACAUCAUCUGUCCCUAUUGAUACUAAGUUAGACAUACCCGAAACAGUUAAUCAGAAUCAUAUAGAUUCCACACCAAUUUCAGCUGAAUCAGAAUCAUCAUUAAAUCCCAACCCGUUGAAAACGAAUGCAGAAGAGAAGGGAACAACCUUAUCAACAGGAUACUCGUAUUACAGCAACUCUAAAACUAGCAUGCAGGCCUCUAUUAAAGGACAGGGAUAUACCGGACAGGCUCCAGAUGCUCAGAAAAUGCCUUUACCUUUGGCUGCUAAAGAAAACGAAGAUUCCUGGGGCUAUAUCGCGGAAAAUCAACCCAGCAAUAUCCAAAAGCCUAAUUCUGGCCGGCUCAAAGACACUGUCAUCCAGGCAAGAACACAGCGCUUUUCGAUGUUUGCUCCGAAGAGUAAGCCGAUAAUCACUGAUGACUCUAAAAGUAAACGUAAGGCCAACAGGAACUCACUUACUAUGAUAUCAAGCAACCAACAUGCAGACAGUAAUCGUCAACGAGAACAGAGCACGGCGAAGAGAGUUUUUGAUUUUUUUAAGAGAAGGAGUCUUAGAUUAUGA